AUGGCAAAUGCCAAACGACAGACUGCCCAACACAUCGAAGUCGAUCAACUACUGAUCGAUCUGAGGUAUCUCGACCUUACUGGAUCUGUCGAGUACGAUUCACAAUGUCCAAUUGCACAAGGGGGAUUCGGUGAUAUCUAUAAAGGUCGUUGCAGACGGAAAGAUGACACUGAGUGCCGUCACUGCCGUGUUGCUAUCAAACGUUUGAGAAUUUAUCUAGAUGGAGGUCGGGAUGUGUUUAGGCGUGAGAUUAGAGCGUGGAGCAAAUUGAGCCAUCCCAACGUCCUCCCUUUGGCCGGAUACAUGCUUGAAGAGACUGGUGGACUAUCACGUUUGCCGUCCUUGGUUUCCGAAUGGAUGGAAAACGGUAACAUACUAGAGUUCGUCAAGAGCAACCGAGAUUGCGAUAUUAAUAGGCUUGCACAUGGUAUGGCAGAAGGCCUCGCAUACCUCCAUGCAAAUGGAGUUAUACAUUCUGACUUUAAAUCCGGGAACGUGCUCAUUUCUUCGACAUAUGAAGCGCUGAUAUGCGACUUCGGAGCUGCUCAUGUCACCCAGGAUGCUCAGGCAGCUGGCGUAUCGAGCACAGUAACCGGUGCUAGAGGUUCCUGUAGAUGGCUGGCCUAUGAGCUUUUAGCAGACUCAGAGCAAUACCAAACAGCUACAAAAGAGUCGGAUACCUGGUCAUUUGGAAUGACAUUGUUGGAAGUUUUGACGGGAGAUCAACCUUAUUCGCAUCUCAAGCGCGACGGACAAGUCAUAGUUGCAAUUACACAGAAGAUCCUUCCUUCUCCACCAACAGAAGGUCUCAUAAUCGGAACUAGGUCGCAGCUCUGGGAAGUUUGUAUGAGUUGCUGGAGGUGGGAACCGAGUCAUCGCCCCACAAUGACAGUUAUUGCUCUCAGGCUUGGAGCUGUACUCCCUUCAAAACAACAGGAGUCGGAUCCAGUGCUGCUGUCCGCGCACGUCAACACUUCUCAUCAAUCCAGCCCUUUCUUCAACAAUACAAAUGCAUCACUCAACACAAAUACAGCAGACCUAAAUGAUCCACAUGGGAUCUCGUUCAACAAGGAUGAUCUUCUCGAAGUCCUUAACAACGAAGGUCUGUGGUGGCAAGUAAGGAAAGAAGAUGGCACUAUUGGAAUUGCACCAUCAACUUAUAAAAUGCUUCUUAAUGGCGCUCGGCCUGUGUAUCGAGCCAGGGCACUAUACACUUAUAAAGCAGACCCAAAUAAUACUAAUGAGAUUUCAUUUAACAAAAAUGACACUCUCGAGAUACUCAAAAAACGAGGGAAGUGGUGUCAAGCAAAGAAAGCGAAUGGGAUUGUCGGAAGGCAGCGAGUAGGCCGCGCCGUCCAGGAGUGA
Molecule: messenger RNA, 1365 nt
Organism: Fomitiporia mediterranea MF3/22
Lineage: Eukaryota; Fungi; Basidiomycota; Agaricomycetes; Hymenochaetales; Hymenochaetaceae
Product: kinase-like protein
Exons: 9
Coding region: 1-1365 (454 amino acids)
Biological process (GO): protein phosphorylation
Molecular function (GO): protein kinase activity; protein binding; ATP binding
Source: RefSeq, a predicted model, not a curated record